CAUUUUGUGUCAAAAAUGGUCGCAUACGCGCAAUACGCGCUAUACGCGCUAUACGCGCCUACGUCACUCGCCUAGAUGAGCCCGCCAAAAACUCCCCCCCCCCCGCUAUUUUCUUUUGUUCUGAAACAUGGCUGAUAUCGGCACCAUCGCUGCGCUUUAUUUGCUGUGGGAGUCCGAGGAGCGUCGCAAACGCAAACGCCGUCGUGUUUGGGUGCACAACAUCCUCCGGAGACGGCUACACCACUUGCUCCAAGAACUCCACCUGGAUGACGGCCGGUUUCAGCGGUACUUUCGACUGAGUCGGGCCCAGUUCGAUGACCUGCUAGCCCGGGUUGGUGCCAGGAUCUCCCGUCAGGACACCAACUACAGGCGCUCCAUAUCAGCUGCGGAGCGCCUGUCUGUCUGUCUCCGAUUCCUGGCUACUGGCGAUUCGUUCCGGACGAUAGCCACCAGCUUCCGGGUCGGGUCCUCCACCGUGGCUUCCAUCGUGUCCGAUGGGGUGACGGCUAUAUGGGACUGCCUGGUGGAGGAGUUCAUGGCUGUGCCCACUACCGAGGACUGGAGGGUGAUUGCGCAGCAGUUCGAGGAGCAGUGGAACUUCCCUCUCUGUUGCGGUGCCAUCGAUGGGAAGCAUGUUGUUCUGAAGGCCCCUGCGAACUCCGGUUCGCAGUUCUUCAACUACAAGGGAACAUUUUCCAUUGUUCUCUUGGCAGUUGUCGACGCAGACAAGUGCUUCCGCAUCAUCGAUGUGGGGGGCUAUGGGAGAACCAGUGAUGGAGGAAUUCUGGCCAACUCGGUGUUUGGUCAGGCCCUCCGAGCUGGCGAUCUCAAGCUCCCUGCUGACAGAGUACUGUCAGCGGCUGCGCAGAGAGGACCCCUGCCUCAUGUGUUUGUAGCGGACGAGGCCUUUCCGCUACGGACCAACCUCAUGAGGCCAUUCCCCGGACGCAUCCUCCCCCGAGAGCGGCGCGUGUUCAACUACCGACUGUCCCGGGCUCGGUUGGUGGUUGAGAACGCCUUCGGCAUCCUCUCCUCCCAGUGGCGGAUCUACCGGAGGGUCAUCGAGGUCCGUCCUGAGCUGGCGGAGAGAUGCGUCAAGGCCACCUGUGUGCUCCACAACCUCCUCCGCAGAACAGCACCAACAGCAGAAGUGAGAGAUUGCCUCCCUGUUGGUGUGGUGUUGCCUCUGCCAGGGCUGGGGAGAGUGGCUGCCAACAACGCCGGGAGAGAGGCCAUCCGGAUCCGCGAGACCUUCACCUCCUACUUCUCUGCAGAAGGGACCGUCUCGUGGCAUGACACCAUCGUAUAGUGCAGUGCACAACAACCCCAAAACGGCUCUUUUAAGAGCCACCCACACAAAACAAAAGGGAUUCCUUCAUUAUUAUUAAAUUGUUUUUAAAAUUGUUCAAUUAAGUAGUGUUAUUAAAAAUGUAUAUUUGUGUC
Molecule: messenger RNA, 1443 nt
Organism: Gadus morhua (Atlantic cod)
Lineage: Eukaryota; Metazoa; Chordata; Actinopteri; Gadiformes; Gadidae
Product: protein ANTAGONIST OF LIKE HETEROCHROMATIN PROTEIN 1-like
Exons: 2
Coding region: 128-1309 (393 amino acids)
Source: RefSeq, a predicted model, not a curated record